GGAAAUAAGUUCAGGAGUCGUUGUUGGACUUUUACCGACAGCCUGGAAUUCAACACCGGAGACGCGGUGCGUGUGUCCACGUGUUUGUACUUCGGACGGUUUACGAAGGACACAACCUAGUGAGAUCUCAUCCUGCACCCAGCUCUUCUCCGUCAUCUCCCUGCUGCAGCUCCACCCAAACAUGGCCACCACCUGAAUCCCCUCCGAGGUCUCCCUGGGUGACGGCUCGUCAGAUGGAGCAGGACCCGGAUUCUCAGCAGCACCAGGAUGAGCUUCAGUCGAGUCCAUCUCGUCCCUACGAGGAACUCUUCUGCAGAAGCAACACCUCCCUCGCUGUGGGCCCUCUGACCGGCGCCCUCGUGACCCCCCGCGGGCCACACAGCGACGUGGUGAAACGGGGUUACCUCGGCAUGCUGGACCGCAGCCACAGAAGAUAUUUCGUCCUCAGAGCAGGAAGUCACACCGGGCCGGGCCGACUCGAGUGGUACAAGAACCAGGAGAGGUCUGCUGGUAAAGCUGCGCUGUUUGGCUCGAGCAAGCUGGGGGUGAUGUACCUGAGGUGCUGUCUCGGUGUGAGUCGGAGUGGCAGUUCCAGCAAAGGCUCCACGGUGGCGCUGUAUGCCAAGGAUCAGACCAUGGUGCUGCUGGCGGAGGACCAGUGGGAACAAGAAGCCUGGUACCUGGCCAUUAGGAAACUGAUGGAGGAAGAGCGGAAGGAUGAAGAGCGUGUGGAAGAGGAUGAUGGGUAUUGCACCCUGCCCUCCGCUGCUUCCUUCAGAGAGGUGUGGCCCGUCACAGUGAGGUCCACAGGUCUGGGCUGUACCAAGUCUCUGGCCGGGGAGAGCCGUCUCUGCCUCACAGCCGCGUCUCUCGUCCUGGUCCGAGUGACGGCGUGCGGCGACUUGCCGUCGCUCACAAUCCCGCUGCUCAGUGUCAGGCGCUUUGGUCACUUGGACGGCUCCUUCUACUUGGAGCUCGGCAGGUCGGCACCAAAUGGGCCUGGAGAAAUCUGGAUGGGAGCAAGAGACCAAGGGAACCCGGCCUUCGCCCAUCACAUUCACGAGGUGGUCAUUGAGACGGUCAGGGCGCUGCGAGCUCUUCCCGACUUCAGCCGCUCACCAGCCUCCACCCACAGUCAGCUUCAGGCCCUCCUGGCUUCCAAGCGCUGCCGACCCAAAUACAGAGACAAGGCGGCGAAGGUGAGACCGACCGGUGCUGGUCCGCUCCUCAGGAACCCUGGAACCCAGACGAGUCGCCCCGAAUGUCACCUCGAGCCCGACAAACCACACCAAACGCAGCCUGGGUCCCCUCGGAGCUCCGCCUCCCACCUCGGCCCUCUCGGGUCCCCUCGGAGCUCCACGUCUGAGUCCGAAGGCUACGUGGAAAUGGAGACGGACCAGCUCGUCCCAGUGGACCAAGGGAGGGAUGGCGACCCCGAAGGAGCUGCCAUGGCGACGGGGGACCGCCGCAGUGGGAGCUGGGAGCCAGGCGAGGUGCAGCGUCUAGGUUACAUGAUGAUGUCACCACCAGGGGGCCACGGUUCACCUGCGCUGUCUCAGGAUGACUAUGUGACGAUGGCGAGCCCCCAAAAGCACAACGCACAACCUCGCCCUCUCUCCCCCUCGUCUUCCCUCCAGACGUCAUUCGACAGCUUCACCUUCGACAGCUCCUCUCUGCACGCGUGGCAUCGUCGGACCAACGAGCCCAGUCCUCCACGCCGGCUUCUGACCUCGGGCCAACAGUCAGAGACGGGAGCCGGCCAAUCAGAGAGGAGCAUCAGCUGCUCCAGCCAACCACAGGAAGCUGUGAGGAGUGCUGAGCCGUCUGCCGUGACGACUCCCUUCGUCCAAAGUGGACCAGACCAGGCCGGGCCGGGCCGGGCUAGCCGAGCGGCCUCAGACCGAUCAGUUAGAAGAUGGCGGCUGUCUCUGUGUCUGCCGUCCUGCCUGAGGACGCAGACUGAGUCAUUGUGAUGAUCGUUUUGCUGGUGAUGUUAUAGUUACACCAACGUAUGAAAGAAUAAUUGAUUUAAAUUUUCAAUCAAAGGGAUUUAUAUUAAAUGCAGAAUGUAAUGAAUAUAUUGUCUGUAAAUUCACUGAAUGUUUUGUUUCAGUUUUCCCUUUUUCUACAUUUUCUUUGUCUUUCCUCUUUCAGUGUGGAUUACAUUGGGCCUUGGAUUGUGGUUGAAGCACUUUCACUGUUAUGAAAUAAUUAAAAGAAUAAAGUCCUGUGAAAGCAAAUGUUUCUUAAGCCCUUCGUUGAUCAGUAUAAAAGCAUACAUAAGAAACAAAGAAUUUAAGCAGAAUUUACUGCUUUUCCUUUGCUGUGUGGAGUCUUGUGUCGUCUUUGUGAUUCUGUCCUAACGGGACCAACUCAG
Pungitius pungitius (ninespine stickleback) is the source of this 2377-nucleotide messenger RNA. RefSeq names its product insulin receptor substrate 2-like. Gene Ontology annotation, molecular function: phosphatidylinositol 3-kinase binding; insulin receptor binding. Gene Ontology annotation, cellular component: cytosol; plasma membrane. The coding region runs from base 234 to 1973 and encodes 579 amino acids. The transcript is spliced from 6 exons. Lineage: Eukaryota; Metazoa; Chordata; Actinopteri; Perciformes; Gasterosteidae. The record is from RefSeq and is a predicted model, not a curated record. Gene Ontology annotation, biological process: insulin receptor signaling pathway.